AUGAGCAGAGCAAAAACUGGAUUGCUUAUAUAUCGGACUGUGGUACUUGCUUCGUGGUUGAUGGUGGGGGCUGCUUUGUUCCAGUACAUUGAGACAAUUCCUUUUUCUGUUGAGGAAAAUAAAGUCACUCGUAUUGAGGAAGCAACCAAGUUACGUUUUAACCUGACAGAUGAGGAAUUCUCAGAGCUAAAGCAGGUUUUUUGCGAUAUAUCAAAGAAGCAGCCGUUUGUUUGGUCGUUCGGAGAGUCGUUGUUUUUUACUUACCAGCUUUUAACAACUAUAGGAUAUGGUAGCAUCACCCCUAGGACACCUGCUGGACAGCUUACCACCAUUGCGUAUGCGCUAAUUGGGAUACCGCUGACCCUUUUAACUCUCCGAUCCGUGGGCGUCCACAUAAAUGCCUUCCACUUCUACCUUAUAAGGUCAACGCACAGAAAGCACUGCAAAAAUGAGAAAUGCACUCAUGAAGAAGUAGCGAGUAUAAUCAUGAGCACAUCUGGACUCCUAUUGACUGUGAUUAUAGUCGCCGUCGUAAUGUUUUUCUCGAUAACCUCUUGGACAUUUACUGAGGCACUCUACUUUGUUUUUGUCUCGUGUUCAACUGUUGGAUUUGGAGACUAUGUCCCACCACCUCAGUUGCCAUGGAGAUUGGAAUGCUACUUGAUAAAUUUCCCUAUGUUAAGUUAUAUGUCAAGCUUGCUAGACGCUAUUGUUUUGUUUGUGGACAAAAAGGAGUUGUCGAUAUGUGAGUCGAUCCGUUGUCGGCCGGAAGUACAGUCAUCAGUUCACGAUGGUCAAAUUACAGGUGUUAGUUAUAAUACAGCAUAUGAUGGUAAUGACAUAGUGGAAGAAAUUAAAGCGUAUAAUGCAAAACCAGUGAUUAUUUAGUGUGAAAAGCGGAAAAAAGCAAACGGCUUAGCAGUUCAAUCACAUAGAUCAAUCACCUCCCCUAAAUUGAAUGUAAAUAAAUAAAUAAAUAAA
Nematostella vectensis (starlet sea anemone) is the source of this 981-nucleotide messenger RNA. RefSeq names its product two pore potassium channel protein sup-9-like. Gene Ontology annotation, molecular function: potassium channel activity. The transcript is spliced from 2 exons. The coding region runs from base 1 to 888 and encodes 295 amino acids. Gene Ontology annotation, cellular component: membrane. Gene Ontology annotation, biological process: potassium ion transmembrane transport. The record is from RefSeq and is a predicted model, not a curated record. NCBI's taxonomy places the organism in Eukaryota, Metazoa, Cnidaria, Anthozoa, Actiniaria, Edwardsiidae.